Messenger RNA from Leptosomus discolor (cuckoo roller), 1360 nucleotides. NCBI's taxonomy places the organism in Eukaryota, Metazoa, Chordata, Aves, Leptosomiformes, Leptosomidae. The record is from RefSeq and is a predicted model, not a curated record.
GGGAAUAUUGGAUUGAUCCGAACCAGGGCUGUUCUGGAGACUCCUUCAAAGUAUACUGCAAUUUCACAGCAGGUGGGGAAACUUGCAUCUACCCAGAUAAGAAAUCUGAAGGAGUUAGAAUUUCAUCAUGGCCAAAGGAGAAUCCAGGAUCUUGGUUUAGUGAAUUUAAGCGAGGCAAACUUCUUUCCUAUUUGGAUGUUGAAGGCAAUUCCAUUAAUAUGGUCCAAAUGACAUUCCUUAAACUACUGAGUGCCUCUGCCAGACAAAAUUUCACUUACAACUGUCAUCAGUCCGUAGCUUGGCAUGACGCGUCGUCGGACAGCUAUGACAAAGCCAUAAGGUUCUUAGGAUCGAAUGAUGAAGAAAUGUCUUAUGACAACAAUCCUCACAUCAAAGCUCUCCACGACGGCUGUGCAUCAAGAAAGGGCUACGCAAAGACGGUGAUCGAAAUCAACACACCCAAAAUAGACCAAGUGCCUAUCGUUGAUGUGAUGAUCAAUGACUUUGGUGACCAGAACCAGAAGUUUGGAUUUGAGGUCGGUCCUGUCUGCUUCCUUGGUUAGGCUUCAGACAAAAAUCAGAUCAACAAAAAUGUUGCACUUUGGUGCUACCAACCCACUUCAUGCCACAUGCAAGUUUUGAAUAAGGAUGGCAUAGAAAAUAUGUCUUGCUGUGUAUGUAUGUCUUAUCUAGAAAGUAAUUGUUGCCCUUGUAGGGCCAGAAUCACAUGACUUAAACUUAUUUUGCAAAGAUGCUGUGGCACAGACAGACACAUAGGGCUCACUUUAGGAACACCCCCCCCCUUUGGAUUCCUUUGGUGCUGUAAAAAAAACAAACGACAUGGUGCUCCUUCCACUACAACAAAGAGGUGUUAAGAAAGUGUUUAAUAAACUGUAAUUAUUCUAUGUACAGUACUAUACUGUUAUUUCUCUGUCCAUUUCCAAAACUUGCAUGUGUCUCUGAAUUGCAUCUGGCUCCUGUUUUAUAAUUACGAAACUACACUGUCAGUACUGUGUAUGUAUUCUGGAAAAAUAAAGCCGUAAUUGCCAGUGAAGCCAAUUCCAUUUCUGAUUAAUAAUAAAAUCCCUUUGUAUAUAUUGUCGUUGGAGAGCUUUGUUAUUUGAAGUCGCCAACAAAACUUAAGGUGGCAAAACUGGAAGAUCUUGAGCAGCACACUCACACAACUCUUCUCUGCUGGUGUCACUCUGUGAUGAUGAAUUUCAAUAGCUAAAGCACCCUCAAAGGUGCUGUGUUCCAUGGUGCUAUACCUCAGACUUUUUAUUUUCUUUUCUAAUUCCAGAGUUUCGUAAGAUACCUGUAUAUACCUAAAAUAAACAAAUUUAUAUUUUUGGGUGGGGAA